AUGCAUCAUGCCGUGCAUCACGCCCUGCCACUCCUCCUGCCCAUUAUUCACUGCUGUGUGAGCCCCGAGGUGAGUCCUGUGGUGAGCCCCGAGGUGAGUCCUGUGGUGAGCCCCGUGGUGAGUCCUGUGGUGAGCCCCGAGGUGAGCCCCGUGGUGAGUCCUGUGGUGAGUCCUGUGGUGAGCCCCGAGGUGAGUCCUGUGGUGAGCCCCGUGGUGAGUCCUGUGGUGAGCCCCGAGGUGAGUCCUGUGGUGAGCCCCGAGGUGAGUCCUGUGGUGAGCCCCGAGGUGAGUCCUGUGGUGAGCCCCGAGGUGAGUCCUGUGGUGAGCCCCGAGGUGAGUCCUGUGGUGAGCCCCGAGGUGAGUCCUGUGGUGAGCCCCGAGGUGAGUCCUGUGGUGAGCCCCGUGGUGAGUCCUGUGGUGAGCCCCGAGGUGAGUCCUGUGGUGAGCCCCGUGGUGAGUCCUGUGGUGAGCCCCGUGGUGAGUCCUGUGGUGAGCCCCAAGGUGAGUCCUGUGGUGAGCCCCGAGGUGAGUCCUGUGGUGAGCCCCGAGGUGAGCCCCGAGGUGAGUCCUGUGGUGAGCCCCGAGGUGAGUCCUGUGGUGAGCCCCGAGGUGAGUCCUGUGGUGAGCCCCGAGGUGAGUCCUGUGGUGAGCCCCGAGGUGAGUCCUGUGGUGAGCCCCGAGGUGAGCCCCGAGGUGAGUCCUGUGGUGAGCCCCGAGGUGAGUCCUGUGGUGAGCCCCGAGGUGAGCCCCAAGGUGAGUCCUGUGGUGAGCCCCGUGGUGAGUCCUGUGGUGAGCCCCGUGGUGAGUCCUGUGGUGAGCCCCGUGGUGAGUCCUGUGGUGAGUCCUGUGGUGAGCCCCGAGGUGAGUCCUGUGGUGAGCCCCGUGGUGAGUCCUGUGGUGAGCCCCGAGGUGAGUCCUGUGGUGAGCCCCGAGGUGAGUCCUGUGGUGAGCCCCGAGGUGAGUCCUGUGGUGAGCCCCGUGGUGAGUCCUGUGGUGAGCCCCGAGGUGAGUCUUGUGGUGAGCCCCGUGGUGAGUCCUGUGGUGAGCCCCGAGGUGAGUCCUGUGGUGAGCCCCGUGGUGAGUCCUGUGGUGAGCCCCAAGGUGAGUCCUGUGGUGAGUCCUGUGGUGAGCCCCGAGGUGAGCCCCGAGGUGAGCCCCGUGGUGAGUCCUGUGGUGAGCCCCGUGGUGAGUCCUGUGGUGAGCCCCGUGGUGAGUCCUGUGGUGAGCCCCGUGGUGAGUCCUGUGGUGAGUCCUGUGUUGAGCCCCGAGGUGAGUCCUGUGGUGAGCCCCGAGGUGAGUCCUGUGGUGAGCCCCGAGGUGAGUCCUGUGGUGAGCCCCGAGGUGAGUCCUGUGGUGAGCCCCGAGGUGAGUCCUGUGGUGAGCCCCGAGGUGAGUCCUGUGGUGAGCCCCGAGGUGAGUCCUGUGGUGAGCCCCGUGGUGAGUCCUGUGGUGAGCCCCGAGGCGAGUCUUGUGGUGAGCCCCGUGGUGAGUCCUGUGGUGAGCCCCGAGGUGAGUCCUGUGGUGAGCCCCGUGGUGAGUCCUGUGGUGAGCCCCGUGGUGAGUCCUGUGGUGAGCCCCGAGGUGAGUCUUGUGGUGAGCCCCGUGGUGAGUCCUGUGGUGAGCCCCGAGGUGAGUCCUGUGGUGAGCCCCGUGGUGAGUCCUGUGGUGAGCCCCGUGGUGAGUCCUGUGGUGAGCCCCGUGGUGAGUCCUGUGGUGAGCCCCGAGGUGAGUCCUGUGGUGAGCCCCGAGGUGAGCCCCGAGGUGAGUCCUGUGGUGAGCCCCGUGGUGAGUCCUGUGGUGAGCCCCGUGGUGAGUCCUGUGGUGAGCCCCGAGGUGAGUCCUGUGGUGAGCCCCGAGGUGAGUCCUGUGGUGAGCCCCGAGGUGAGCCCCAAGGUGAGUCCUGUGGUGAGCCCCGUGGUGAGCCCCGUGGUGAGUCCCGUGGUGAGCCCUGUGGUGAGCCCCGUGGUGAGCCCCGUGGUGAGCCCUGUGGUGAGCCCCGUGGUGAGCCCCGUGGUGAGCUCCGUGGUGAGCUCCAUGGUGAGCUCCGUGGUGAGUCCCGUGGUGAGCCCUGUGGUGAGCCCCGAGGUGAGUCCCGUGGUGAGUCCCGUGGUGAGCCCUGUGGUGAGCCCUGUGUCACACAGUGCGCUGCUACUGCUGUGUUUCUCCAGGUCAACAGGGGUCUACCUGUCCCAGGACAGAAGCCCUGGUUAA
Molecule: messenger RNA, 2211 nt
Organism: Oncorhynchus kisutch (coho salmon)
Lineage: Eukaryota; Metazoa; Chordata; Actinopteri; Salmoniformes; Salmonidae
Product: calphotin-like
Exons: 1
Coding region: 1-2211 (736 amino acids)
Source: RefSeq, a predicted model, not a curated record